Lachancea dasiensis is the source of this 1416-nucleotide messenger RNA. The record is from the annotation of a GenBank genome assembly. NCBI's taxonomy places the organism in Eukaryota, Fungi, Ascomycota, Saccharomycetes, Saccharomycetales, Saccharomycetaceae.
AUGGCGCAUACUGCCAAGUGUAAGCGUUGUAGCUCGGCACAGGUUGUUUUAAUCUCGAGGAAAGAGCCCUUCUGUGCAGAAUGUUUCUGCAAAUUCAUAUCGUUGAAGCAGAGGAAACAGAUGAUGUCCGAUCCAUACUUCCAGGACAUCUUCAAAGUGAUGUACCAAGAUAAGGUGAAGUCAGCAGAAGAGGCCGAGAAGCUGAAUGCAGAAUCCAAGGUGUUGGUGCCGCUAUCAUUGGGUUCAAGUUCAAUCGUCAUGCUAGAUGUUCUGAACAGCACCUUAGCUGAACAAUUAGAAACGCAUCGGGGCAAAGCGGGAUUUCAUGUCGAUAUUUUGGUCUGCUACUUUGAGAAAGAGAGGCGGGACAUUGAGGAGCGGCUCACUUCUCUUUUUAACGGCAGGUUACGGAAAAACAAACAUCAUUACAAGGUUCACCUCGUCGACAUUAACGCUUUCUUCGACUCGUCUAAACUCAUGCGUGUUCACCUACAGGACUCGAAUUACGUUGUGCGGUACUCCGAUGCAAGUUCCGACCAUAGGGCCGACUAUACAGUUGAUGAGCUUUUGGGAACGUGCUCUAAUCGUUCUGCGCGUGAGGAUCUAUUGAAUGUUAUCAGAACUGCUACGAUCAAGCUGUUUGCAUCACAUGGCUCAUACAAGGCUGUCCUAUGGGGACAUUCGAUGACGAGGCUAGCAGAUGAAAUAAUAUCCCUCGUCGUCAAAGGUAGAGCGUCCCAAAUCGCCAGUUCCAUGGACGAUACGAGUUUCGACGAAACUUUCCAAAGCUCUUUCAAAAACUUGCACCCGAUGCGUGAUGUUCUUCUCUCGGAAAUUGACGCAUACUGUCAUAUAUUUGACCUUACACAAUAUACUUACCAUUACACCCCACAGGAUACGCUGCUUGUAGAAAGGUCUACAAUCCCAGUUGUUACAGGUUCAAAGCUGACAAGAAAUAUGACAAUCAAUGAAUUAGCGCGCCAAUACUUCGAUAACAUUGAGGGAAACUACUCAAAUGUUAUCUCUACUGUGGUCAGAACCGGUGCUAAGCUCGAUGACCCAAAAAAUAAUCUGCCGACAGUAUCAAGGUGUCGAGUGUGCAAUAAUAAACUUUUCAAAGAUGGUUCAGAAUGGCUAAGGCAAAUCACUGUGAACCAUAGUCAUCCGAUCGAGAAUGAGGAGGAUCAAACUCUAUACGAUGCAUGGACGGAGUCCGAGCUUGGUAAAAUAAGAGGUGAAUACUUAAAAUUAACCGCAGAAAUGGAGCAAAACGGAAAAACGUUAUCGACAUGUUAUGGUUGCAUACUUACACUGGGAGAAGUAAGACACAAAAAUGUAUAUUGGCCAGAAAGCCCGCCCAACUUACUCAGAGAUGCUCUGGAAGAGUUCGUGCUGACUGACGAUGAAGAAGAAUAG